GUCGAUCAGGCUAUUCUUGCCGAAGAAGAGCGGGUUGUGAUCAUCCGAUUUGGCCAUGACUGGGACGAUACAUGCAUGCAGGAAUCAAACUCGUAGGGCUGUAGUGCUGCGCCCGUUUCUGAAGAAACGUCAAAGGAUGCUAAUAUUGGGGAAACAGAAAGGUAUAUGUGUGUUAUAAUCCAUAAAGGGUACCCAAUAAUCGGAAAAUAUCUACUAGUGGCCUUUAAAUCGAAAUUAGCUUCGAGGUAAAUUCGGUUGAAUCGAGUUCAAAGUUCAAACCAGAAAAUUAGAUGUUGAGCCAAGAUUAUAUCUUGGAAAAAUUAACUGAACUAUUGUAAAAAUUGCCUGUAAUAUAUCCUCUGAUAUUGCUUGGUAAACUAAUGGUUUUGUGUGUGUUUUCAUUCUGCAUCUUGAGAACGAUUACUUGUAAGUUCCAUUACAGUCACUACAAAGGCCAAAAUGUCAGCUUGUCUUUACUUUCCUUUUGAAUUGCUUAAUGGAGAGUUUAUCUAGUGUUAGGACUACUUUUGCAUCAUAUGCAGUUUCAUAGGAUUGAAUCAGUGCCAGGCUGUGCUUAUAAUAAUUAUUUCCAUCUUUAGAGCCAAUUUAGCCUCAUAAUGGGGUUUGAACUCGAAAUCUAAAUGAUGUUUGGAAAUCAAUAUAAUUUCAUAUUUGAACAUUCAUAGUUUAGCAAAUGCCUGAUCAUUAUCAUAAUUGCGUGCUUACUCUUAAAUUUAGGCGCUUUAGGCGAAUUUGAAGGAAAGUGAGGCGUGAAAUUUAUUCUAUUGGAAUUUUGUUUUCUUUCCCACGUUGGAUUCUAGAUCUUUUGUUUAGUUAUUUAUUUUUCUUAAUUGUUAGCUCUUAUGCAUAUAAUUUGGGAUUGUUUUGUAUGUGCUGAAAAUCUGAUUUCCUAAAAACUCUUGCCUUCAUUUUCUUCAAAUAAUUAUUGUUUGUUUUUCUUGAACAAUAGCUACCAUUCUCUACCUUCUCAUGCAAUUUAAUUUCUCUCACUUUUGUCAUACUAUACAUGAGGCUAAAGCGGAGAAUACACUGAAGUCCAUGUCUACAUUUAAAUAACCCUUUAAACAAGAUUCCUACAGAAGUUCUCUUAAGCAAAUUAGCUUGUUGAUUUCUCAGGUUUUGAGCUUUGCUAAUGCUUUUGUAGUAAUUUCCUCUUUCUGGUAUUUGUGAGAUUUAAUUACCCUUUCAAUUUUCAGAAUGGUUUCAGGUGUUUUUGAGUGCAGUGUAAAAAAACUUUAAGGGUGGUGUACAGGUUCUGAAUUAUCUCUUGAGAAGCUCAAGAGUUUUGGUGGUACUGGAACUGAAGUUUAAGAGACUUGAUUUUUAAAGAUUAUGCCUCCUUUUUUCUAGAUAUGAUACUGAAGUAUUCUUGUCUAUGCUUCUUGUCAUUUGAUUAACUACAAUUCUGUUAAGUUGUCUUCUUGAUUAGAAAUUUUGCAAAUUGAAUUUAUGAAGUUUUACUCGCUAAUUGUUUCAAUUCUUACUUCAGAUGGAUGAAGUCCUAGCAUCAGUUGCUGAGCGGAUAAAGAACUUUGCUGUCAUUUAUCUAGUGGACAUUACAGUGGUUCCUGAUUUUAACACUAUGUAUGAGUUGUAUGAUCCAUCCACGGUCAUGUUCUUCUUCAGGAACAAGCACAUUAUGAUUGAUCUUGGAACUGGAAACAACAACAAGAUUAAUUGGGCUCUGAAGGAUAAGCAAGAGUUCAUUGACAUAGUUGAAACUGUUUACCGUGGGGCAAGGAAGGGCCGUGGUUUAGUCAUUGCUCCAAAAGAUUACUCUACCAAGUAUCGUUAUUAAUGGUUGUGGCGAGUCAUUGAUUUCCAUUUUUGCGUCUGCACAUGGAUGCAAUAUUACAAUGCAUCUAAUUUGCACA
Messenger RNA from Hevea brasiliensis (rubber tree), 1895 nucleotides. Its product is annotated as thioredoxin-like protein YLS8. Gene Ontology annotation, biological process: mRNA splicing, via spliceosome. Gene Ontology annotation, cellular component: spliceosomal complex; U5 snRNP; U4/U6 x U5 tri-snRNP complex. NCBI's taxonomy places the organism in Eukaryota, Viridiplantae, Streptophyta, Magnoliopsida, Malpighiales, Euphorbiaceae. The transcript is spliced from 3 exons. Bases 1511 to 1819 code for a protein of 102 amino acids. The record is from RefSeq and is a predicted model, not a curated record.